Molecule: messenger RNA, 1506 nt
Organism: Aspergillus clavatus NRRL 1
Lineage: Eukaryota; Fungi; Ascomycota; Eurotiomycetes; Eurotiales; Aspergillaceae
Product: putative F-box and JmjC domain protein
Exons: 2
Coding region: 1-1506 (501 amino acids)
Cellular component (GO): nucleus
Molecular function (GO): protein binding; cis-regulatory region sequence-specific DNA binding
Source: RefSeq, a predicted model, not a curated record
AUGCCUGAUAUCACAUCCCUGGAGAACCACUCACUGGACGGCGGUGUUGUCCAGAAUGACAAUCUCCAGGACCAAAUCGGAAAGGAUGCAUUCCCCUGUCAUCCACUAGGAGUAAAGCCGAGUGGCAAUGCUUUGCUUGCUAAUGAGAAUCACCGCGAUGCCAUUGGAACCUUCAAUUUCCUGCCCGAUGAGUUGAUCUUGAUGCUGCUGGAAUCUCUGGAUGGUCCCAGUCUUCUGCGAUUUGGCCGGACAUGUAAGGCUUUCUAUGCAUUCACUAGGGCGGAGGAACUGUGGAAGGCGCUGUUUAUCUGGUCUCCCCCUUCCUCGUUCACUUGGAGAGGAACAUGGCGUUCGACCUAUCUCAAUCUGCCUCCGUCCAAGACUGCCCUUCUCGACUGCUCUAGUCUAUACUCCGAUGUCCUCCACCGUCCGUUCUACUGUGCGCACAUUGGCCUCGGUCCCUAUGUCAACAAUAUCCCUUCAAGAAAUCAGAUUGCUCGGCUUCGGGACCUCUCUCCAGAAGAAUUUCACGCAGAAUGGACAGACAAGCCCUUCAUCCUGACCGAGCCGGUCAAGAAGUGGCCAGCCUACAUGAACUGGUCUGUCGACUCUCUGCUGGCCAAAUAUGGAGAUGUGAAAUUUCGUGCCGAGGCUGUCGACUGGAAGCUGGAUACCUAUGUGGAUUACAUGCGAAACAAUUCGGAUGAAAGCCCUCUGUAUUUGUUCGAUAGGGCCUUCGUGUCAAAUAUGGGACUCAAGGUUGGUCCACCAGAAGAAGAGCUCGAGGCGACAUACUGGCCUCCUCCGUGCCUUGGAGAAGACUUCUUCUCCGUGCUAGGGAACGAUCGCCCCGACAGGCAGUGGCUGAUCAUCGGUCCCGAGCGGUCCGGGAGUACGUUUCACAAAGACCCGAACGCAACCAGCGCGUGGAACGCGGUGAUUCGCGGCUCCAAGUACUGGAUCAUGUUUCCAUCCUCGUCAAGACUUCCGCCGCCGCCUGGUGUCUUCGUUUCCGAUGAUCAAAGCGAAGUCACGUCACCGCUGAGCAUCGCAGAAUGGCUGCUUGGUUUCCAUACCGAAGCACGACGUACCCCGGGCUGCAUUGAAGGUAUCUGUGUUGAAGGGGAGAUCCUUCACGUUCCCUCUGGAUGGUGGCAUCUGGUCGUGAAUUUGGAACCGUGUAUUGCCAUCACACAGAACUUUAUUCCGCGUGCGCAUCUGACCGCUGCUCUCGACUUCUUAUCCAACAAAGCCGAUCAGGUCUCCGGAUUCAGGAAAGAGGUGCAUAACCCCUACGAGCGGUUUGUUGAUAACAUGCGCAAGCUCCACCCCGAACUGCUCCAGCAAGCGCUUGACGAUCUGCAAAGAAAGGCCGACGGCAAGAAGCGCAAGUGGGAUGAAUUAGUUCAUGGAAAGCUGGACCAAAAUGAGACUGAAGAUGCAUCAGAAGGAGGCGGCUUCAGCUUUGGCUUUGGAGAUGAUGGGAGCGAUGUGGAAGUUCCUUGA